This is a messenger RNA of Lymnaea stagnalis (great pond snail), 653 nucleotides long. NCBI's taxonomy places the organism in Eukaryota, Metazoa, Mollusca, Gastropoda, Lymnaeidae. The record is from the annotation of a GenBank genome assembly.
AUGGCAAUAAUUUCAGUUUAUUAUGUGGAUCUCACAAAUUGUGGUAAGUAAUAUCAUAUUAGAUUAUGGAUUUCAUGUUUACAAAUAUUAAAAAUCAAUGCUUAUUUAAUGCAUGGUGGAUGCUAAAUUUCGUUAUCCUUUCUAAAAAUGAAAAAAACAACAACUUAAAUAGCAUAAUAAAGCUAUCAUUGCUCAUGUUGGAUUAUCCCGAAAAUAAGUAAACAAAAGUGUAUACUUGUGUUGUUAUCGUAAAUAUAAAAAAAUAUAUAUGCAACUAUAUAUAUUAAAUGUAUAUUUUGUUAACUUAUUUUUUUUCAUUAAAAAAAACAACAGAUAAACAUAUCAAUAUAAGCUCCUGUGAAGCAGCUGAAGAACAUAACAAUUACACAGCAGUUUUUAGAACGCUCUACUCUAAUGAUGUGUUUAAAGUCAGUUACAUUAAUACUAUACAAAUAUGUAAGAAUAUGACGUGCAAUAACAUCAAUAAUGAUAUCUUCAACACUGCUGUAAAUAGUUCACAUAUUGUACUGAUUUACAAUGUUACCAGAGCUGAUGACUACAAGGGCGUCACCAUUACCAAUUUCAAUUAUGCUUUUCAAGUAUCUCAAGCAAUGUGCAAAUUAAGGACAUUCGGUACAAUUGUUUUUUUUUAA